CGCCAUUCUCUGCAGUCUGCAGUGGAUAUGGCGUCACUGAAAAGUGUAGGAGUCGAGAAACUUCACCCAUGUAAAUAACGUCAAUUAGAAAGCUGAGGGUAGCAAUACACAGUACAUAGCUCUAUAUAUUAAACAACGCAUUUUUAAGUAUGCCCCGGAAAAAGCCAUUUAGCAACAAACAGAAGAAGAAACAGCUACAAGUCAAACGGGAGAGGAAGAGAGGUGACACAGGUUCUGGGCCCAGCAGCCGCAAUGCCAGUGUGGAGCGAGGAGGAGAGCGACAGUCGGACACGUCAGACAGUGAGACUACUGAUAUUAGGAGAUUAAAUCAGCAGCCCUUCAACAGAGAAGGUAGAUAUGACCCCAACAGGUUCCGACUGCACUUUGAGAAAGAGAGUAAAGAAGAGGUGGAAAAGAGGAAGAAGCUGGCCAGGGAGAAGGUCCUGCAGCACGUCUCGGACAAGGAACUUGAGAUCAACAUCAAUGACAUCUACCCCUCAGAGAAAGGUCUUGGUUUCCCACGACGGCCGUCCUGGAAUUAUGAGAUGACACGAGAGAGCCUGUUGAGGAAAGAGGAGAAGUCGUACAGAGAUUACCUGGAUGACCUGAGCUCCAGAAACCCACCUGGGUCUCUCAGCCACUUUGAACACAAUCUAGAGACAUGGAGGCAGCUAUGGAGAGUGCUGGAGAUGUCAGACAUCAUCCUGCUCAUCGUGGACAUCAGGCACCCGGUGCUGCAGUUCCCUCCAGCCCUAUACCACUACAUCACAGGAGAUCUGCAGAAGCAGGUGGUCCUGGUGUUAAACAAGGCCGACCUGUGUCCUCCCCCACUGGUGAUUGCCUGGAAACACUACAUGACCUCCCAGUUCCCGCACCUGCAGAUAGUGUGCUUCACCUCUCACCCUGGACAGCCCUACAGCACACUGCUCCAGAAGAAGAGGAUGAGGAAGAAGGCUGGCUGGAGUCAAGCUGGAGGUCCUCUUGAGAUCCUGAAGGCAUGCCAAGAGAUCACAGCAGGCAGAGUUGACCUAUCCAGCUGGGAGCAGAAGAUUCAGAGAGAUGCUGUUGCUGAGCAACUAGAUGGUGAUCGUCCAGAUGAUGGAGCCGAGUCAGUGCUGAUUGAGCAUCAAAGUGACAGUGCUAUGGAGAUGAGCAGCCCAUCCCAGGAGCUUUACAAAGAUGGGGUUCUCACACUGGGCUGCAUAGGUUUUCCUAAUGUUGGCAAGUCAUCUGUUAUUAACAGCCUGGUGGGCAGGAAGGUGGUUAGUGUAUCUCGGACCCCAGGCCACACCAAAUACUUCCAGACCUACUACCUCACCCAGACAGUGAAACUCUGCGACUGCCCCGGACUGGUUUUCCCCUCCCGUGUCGACAAACAGCUGCAGAUUCUGGCAGGCAUCUACCCCGUGUCUCAGCUGCAGGAGCCUUACAGCUCAGUUGGUUAUCUGUGCGAAAGAACGCCUUUCCUCUCUGUGCUGAAGCUCAAACAUCCCAGUUUGCAGGAUGGCAAUCCGCACCUAGGAAACCAGGGAUCUGAAGAGCUCAGCUGGACUGCCUGGGAUGUGUGUGAGGCAUGGGCAGAGAGGAGAGGCUAUAAGACAGCAAAAGCAGCUCGUAACGAUGUUUACCGUGCAGCUAACAGUCUCCUGAGGUUGGCAAUUGAUGGCAGAUUGUGCCUCUGCCUGAGACCAACUGGCUACAGCUGCCUGAGAGAGCAUUGGGAAAAUCACCCAGACUUGCCGGAGAUCAUGGCUCUUCAAGGAAGGAUGACAGAGGAGGAAGGAGCAGGAGAGAGGGACGAUGACGACGACGGGGAGUCCAGCACCGAGCCCGAGGAAGAGAGAGACCGGGAUGCAGACGACGAUGAGGAUGGAGAUGAUGAAGAUGAGGGGUUUGGACGUCCCAGCCGGAAGGACGACAAGCCAUCUGGCUUUACUGUCAACAUGUACAAUGUCCUUCGGGAAAAUGAGUGCGAGUGAUAACCGGGGGGAAAGAGGAGCAGGAAUACAUGAGCUGUUCCUUUCCCCUGACUUUGCCCUGAUUACCCCAGUGCACUUUUCAUUCCCUUUUUUUCCUAGAUCUGCAUUCCUUCUCAUUUAUUCUCGCUCCUCCACUCCUCAUGACAUGACAUGACAUGACAUGAUCCCUUCCAAGUCAUUGAGCCCAUUUCCUUCUCCCUAUUAUAUACAGAGCAUAUUCAUGUAUUCCAUGCUGUGCCUCUGCUCUGCUUGUUCAUCCAUGAAGCUUAUUCUUUAGUGUUGCUUCCAGGAACGGGUUUGGUUUGAUUUGAUUUAAUCUCCCUCGCUCCCCCUUUUUUUGCAUGCAGUUGAACAAAAUAACUUCCCUGAGCCUGGAAUAAUCAACUGGUACUCAAUAUCUUUAUUGAUAAGUGACUUCGCAGCUGUGAUGCCAAAGUUCAGGAAAGAAUGAUGAAACAAAUCAGAAGCACUGUCAAUAUGAUGUCAUUCACUGGAGCCACCCUUUAGCUCUCAGAGCAGCUGAAGAUUUAAGAAUGUGGCUCUAAAUCUUCUUUAUAGACCAUCAAUUCUCACAACUUUUCCUAAAGGGUGUGGGAUGUUAUAUAAGAUAUAUUAAACCAUUAAAGUAGAAUGAAUCAAACCAGUAUUUUACACACAGUUUUGCCGUUAGCAGAAUUGCAGCUCUGUUGGAGGUUCAUUUAUCUAAACUGGGGUUUUGACUUGAGUUAUAAUGUAUCUGAGAGUUAUAUUUUUUUGGUGUGAUUCUACACAGUCAGCAGGAAAUUAAAUAUAAAAUGGGGAGGGAAGGGUAAUUGAACCCUUUAUUGCUGGACAAGGCUGUUUCAGGAAUUUAACCUGUAGUGUUUUAACUACUACAAAACUGAUCCCUCAAUACAGAUGGAGAUCAACAAUAUUUAGUGCAGGAUUUUGACUACACUAGUUAAGCAAGUUUAUAUGCUAAAAGAUGAGUAGGUUUAAGCCAACAGAGACGGCUUAAAAAUCUGUCACAGGAAUAGUUCAACAUUUUGGAAAGUACAGUACAAUUAUUUGCUUCCUUUCUGAAAGUUGUGAUGAGAAGAUGGACGCCACAGUGUCAUCUAUGGUAAAUAUUAUGCUGGAGUGUAGCAUGAAGAGUAGGAGAGACAAGACGAAACAGCUAGCCUGUAUCUGUACAACGGCAACACAAACAUGAAGAUGAAUAAUUACAACAUUGUAUCCCGUAUCCAGUUUUAGUAUUUUUGGAGUCUAAAUGACCAAUGACUUUAAAACUUUGAUUUGAUAUAACGUCAAAACAAAAAAAGUCAACCAACAGCACAAAAAACUUACCAAUGCAGGCAGUGGGAGUUCAGCAACUACUGAGUUCUGCAAGGUCAAAUAACUGUAUUUUUCAAUGCUGUCUGGUGGCUUUGAAGAGAAUGAAAAAUUAGAACCUAUUGGCAGCAAAACACCUAAAGUGGAUGUCCUUCGAUGGCUUUGGUUGGCCCAUUGUUUUACAUUGUUGCCUUUACAGCUCGUUCAGGCAAUUUACUGGACCAGUUCCAAAACCUUUUGUACCUUUUAGUCUUUUAGACACCAAAAUAUGCAAAAACAGAGCCCAUCUUUAAAAGAUCUCUUGCUUACGUGAGUUUUAAAGGUUCAUGCUGUUGGACAGAACCAAGUUAGCUCUUCUCCUCUUUCCAAUCUUUAUGCUAAGCUUAAGCUAACCACCAGCUGGCUGAAUCCUCAUAUUUUCUGUACACUGAUCUCUGAAGUGUAUUCGCCAAAUGUCGAAUUAUUCCUUUAACCACACAGAAAGAGAGACUGGCCAUCUUGGCUUCCAUCUGUCCAUCAUUAUAAAUAACAUUACACACUCCAUCUGUCCUCUGAUGCUGGUUUUAUGACACUUCACUCAAUCUCAAGGUCAGAUCAUGCAAAGCUGUUAGGACUCGGCUGCAGACAAUUCUUAACAUUUGUGACCGCCAUGUUUUCAUCAAACAGUCUGUUGAACAACAACAACUGACAUUUCAUCUCUUUCUGGCCUCUCUCUCUUUCUCUGUGAUGUGCGAAGGCCCCGCUCCAAUCCUGAGUGCUGUAUUAUUGCGUGCUGUAGUCUGACCUCAUCCAUGUGUUCACUGAGGGAGCUCUACAGCAGAGUGCUGUGUUACUGUGUAAUACAUCACACUGCAGCCACAUGCAGUCAUUUCUACCACCGGUACAGUUAAAAGCAGUUACACAACACUACCAUGCUGUUAGACAUGCAACAGACUUUUAGUUGUGUUGAUGUGGAAUUAUGUUUUAGUUGUUUUUUGGAAGUUUGAAAACUGUCAGCGUCUGGAGAGUAGCGUGAAGGCUUGAGGUGUGUGAAGGCUAUUUGCUGCAUUCCUCAUUUCAUUCCUAGUAUGCCUACUGAUGACUGGACUGCUUUCUGCAAUAAAAGAAUAAUUAAUCCUCUAAACCGUA
Messenger RNA from Acanthopagrus latus (yellowfin seabream), 4418 nucleotides. It is a transcript of the gene gnl1, whose product is annotated as guanine nucleotide binding protein-like 1. Bases 150 to 1979 code for a protein of 609 amino acids. The record is from RefSeq and is a predicted model, not a curated record. Gene Ontology annotation, molecular function: GTP binding; GTPase activity. The transcript is spliced from 12 exons. NCBI's taxonomy places the organism in Eukaryota, Metazoa, Chordata, Actinopteri, Spariformes, Sparidae.